GGUCCAAGCGCUCCGCUCGUCCAGAUGUAAUAACAAUGGCGGAACCUGUAAAUUUAUUUACGAUCACGUCCUACUUUAGUGAUGUACCCUUGGCGGUCAAAAAGGGUUUAAGCUUAGUUUAGUCAAUUUAGUAGUGAAGCAUAAUUCCGCUUCAUGAUGACUGCCGCGGUACGGCGCACCGGGAAGACAUUUCUUACCGAUGCGCCGUACCAGCCAGUACCGGCUUACUUUCACCACGGGCUGGGACGUUAGGAUUGCCAACCGUCCCGUAUUGCCCGGGACAUCCCGAAUUAUGGGCAAUUUUGAUUUGUCCCGGCCGGGACAGCUCUAGUCCCGAUUUCCAAGCACAGCCUCCUAAAUCAAUGAUGCGCGAAAAACUCCCGGUUGUUGUGAAGUUGUGCGCUGCUCAUUGUGCAAGCCCGACGACGCUAUCACACCCCUGUCAACCCGCGAAAGUGUCCCUGAUGGGUUGGGAGAGUUUGGCAACCCUAUGGGACGUAAUGGGCUGUUUUUGAAAAAAAAUCUACUUCGGUUGAAGAGACAGUUACUAGGCAAAGACUAAAUGGGCGUUCCUAUUCUACGUAAACCAAUGAUCUACGUGGGUAGCGUGUAAUCCACCAUAGAUAUAUCCAUGUAAUCCACGUCAAUCAGAAAGUUUAAACUGCGUAGUUCCUGCAUCACGUUUUACCGCUUCAAUAAGAGAUGAUGUCACGUGACUUUUGACCAAUAGAAUUCAUCACUGAGUAAGAGUAUAAACCACCCCGCUAGAGAAAUAACGGUCUCACUUAACACACGGCGCCGUUACUGCCUUGUCCUUUUCCAAACACAUUUAGUCUCGAUUUUGUUCAGAUUCCGAAAAACAUGCGUGAGUGUAUCUCCGUCCAUGUUGGUCAAGCCGGUGUCCAGAUUGGCAACGCCUGCUGGGAGCUCUACUGCCUGGAGCAUGGGAUCCAGCCGGAUGGACAGAUGCCCACUGGGAAGACCAUCGGAGGAGGAGACGACUCCUUCAACACUUUCUUCAGUGAGACCGGAGCCGGAAAGCACGUCCCGAGAGCAGUUCUUGUGGACCUGGAGCCCACUGUCAUCGACGAGGUGCGCUGUGGGACGUACCGCCAGCUGUUUCACCCUGAGCAGCUGAUAACUGGGAAGGAGGAUGCUGCUAACAAUUACGCCCGUGGACACUACACAGUUGGCAAAGAGAUCAUCGACGUAGUGCUGGACCGGAUUCGCAAACUGUCUGAACAGUGCACCGGCCUUCAGGGCUUCCUGGUGUUCCACAGCUUCGGAGGCGGCACCGGCUCUGGCUUCACCUCUCUUCUGAUGGAGCGUCUGUCUGUCGACUACGGCAAGAAGUCCAAGCUGGAGUUCUCCAUCUACCCAGCUCCCCAGGUGUCGACCGCUGUGGUGGAGCCUUACAACUCCAUCCUGACCACCCACACCACCCUAGACCACUCAGACUGUGCGUUUAUGUUAGAUAACGAGGCCCUCUUUGAUAUCUGUCGUAGAAACCUCGAUAUCGAGCGUCCCUCUUACACCAACCUGAACAGGUUGAUCAGUCAGGUUGUGUCCUCCGUCACUGCUUCCCUCCGUUUUGAUGGCGCCCUCAAUGUUGAUCUGACAGAGUUCCAGACUAACUUGGUGCCAUAUCCCCGUAUCCACUUCCCUUUGGCUACCUAUGCCCCCGUCAUCUCUGCUGAGAAGGCUUACCACGAGCAGCUAACGGUGUCACAAAUCACCAACUCCUGCUUUGAGCCAGCUAAUCAAUUUGUGAAAUGCGACCCUCGCCACGGAAAAUACAUGGCUUGCUGCCUUCUGUUCCGUGGUGACGUGGUGCCCAAAGAUGUGAAUGCGGCCAUUGCCACCAUCAAAACCAAGCGCUCCAUCCAGUUUGUUGACUGGUGCCCCACUGGUUUCAAGGUUGGAAUCAACUACCAGCCUCCCACUGUAGUUCCUGGUGGAGACCUGGCCAAAGUCCAGAGGGCUGUGUGCAUGCUGAGCAACACCACUGCUAUUGCAGAGGCCUGGGCUCGGCUUGACCACAAGUUUGACCUGAUGUACGCCAAGCGGGCCUUCGUCCACUGGUACGUGGGAGAGGGGAUGGAGGAGGGAGAGUUCUCUGAGGCCAGAGAGGACAUGGCAGCUCUGGAGAAGGAUUAUGAGGAGGUUGGAGCCGAUAGUGUGGGAGAUGAUGAGGAAGAGGGAGAAGAGUAUUAAACAGAUCUGCAUUCCCUUAUUGAUCUGUAAACUGUUUAAUUUUAUUGUUGAAUAAUAAAGUCUGUUC
Messenger RNA from Pungitius pungitius (ninespine stickleback), 2281 nucleotides. Its product is annotated as tubulin alpha chain-like. NCBI's taxonomy places the organism in Eukaryota, Metazoa, Chordata, Actinopteri, Perciformes, Gasterosteidae. Gene Ontology annotation, molecular function: structural constituent of cytoskeleton; GTP binding. Bases 862 to 2214 code for a protein of 450 amino acids. Gene Ontology annotation, cellular component: cytoplasm; microtubule. The transcript has 4 exons. Gene Ontology annotation, biological process: mitotic cell cycle; microtubule cytoskeleton organization. The record is from RefSeq and is a predicted model, not a curated record.